Messenger RNA from Neofelis nebulosa (Clouded leopard), 3321 nucleotides. RefSeq names its product histone deacetylase 10 (gene HDAC10). The transcript has 20 exons. The coding region runs from base 1003 to 3021 and encodes 672 amino acids. Gene Ontology annotation, biological process: chromatin organization. NCBI's taxonomy places the organism in Eukaryota, Metazoa, Chordata, Mammalia, Carnivora, Felidae. Gene Ontology annotation, molecular function: histone deacetylase activity. The record is from RefSeq and is a predicted model, not a curated record. Gene Ontology annotation, cellular component: histone deacetylase complex.
GGGGCCAUUCCUACACUUCCGGGGCACCCACGAACGGGGUUGGCUGCACUCCCGCCCAGGGCCCCGCCUCCUACGUGCCCCGCCCCCCAGGGCCUAUCCCCUUCAGAACGCCGCCUCCGUGAAGCCCGCCGCCUCAGGAUUUGGGCCCUGGGCGCUGUUGCCAGAGCCCUUAUGUUUCAGGGCCCUGGCUCCCACUUUCCUCCUCUCUGGCCAUCUGGCUCGGUUGCUGGCCUCAUGCAUGCAUUCCUUGCCCAGACCCUCCCUCUGUUCGCCUUUCCCUCCUGCCUUGCCUCGCCCCACGCUUCCGCGGCUCUUGUCUAGCUGCUCUGCCACCCCCUGACCCUCCGACUGGUCUGCUCUUUGGCCAGGGUCUUUCUGGAGCUAAAAUCGGACCCCGCCACUCCCUUCUUACACCUCGGGGGAAGCGCAGCGCGUCGACGUCGCCCAGGCCCGGGCUCCCCUAGCCCAAGCGGCCCUCGGAUGCGUCCCAGGGCAGCACCAGACGUGAUGGGCUGAGGACGCGUCUGACGCCUUGGCCUGCGCGGUCAGGCUGGGUCGGGGGAGAUUUGGGGCGGUCCGCGGGGUCCUGGGCACACUGGACUUCACCCGCCCCCUCCACCUCUGGAGGGAGAGGGAGGCCCGCGACACGCCUCAGGCUCCGGGCUGGGGUGGGGGAAGGUAGGUCUUGGAGCCGCAGCCGGAGCGCGGAGUAGGAGAGAUGGGGCAGCACGGCCCCGGCCCGGGCCCCAGGCGUCUCGCCAGCCCAGCUCCCGUCAGGCCGCGCUUCGGGGCGGGGUUUUGGGCGCUGGGUCAGAGUCUGAGGAAGUGGGGAAAUCUGGCCCUGGGAGCCCCCCCCGCGGCGGCCUACUUCCCUGCCUGGAUUCUGCGUGUUCCUGCCCAGGCUCCCUGCCGGUCGUCCCAGCUCCCGGGGGCUGCAAGGAGGGGACAGGCAGUGCAUUCACCUGCCCGGCCAGGGUGGCCCAAAGUGACCACGGCUGUGCCAUGAGGACUGCGCUGGUGCACCACGAGGACAUGACAGCGGCCCGGCUGCUCUGGGAAGACCCUGAGUGUGAGAUCGAGCGUCCGGAGCGCCUGACUACAGCCCUGGAGCGCCUGCGGCAGUGGGGCCUGGAGCAGAGGUGUCUACAGUUGGCAGCCCGAGAGGCCUCCGAGGCAGAGCUGGGCCUGGUACACAGCCCAGAGUAUGUGUCCUUGUUGCGAGGAACCCAGACCUUGAGCACUAGGGAACUACAGGCGCUGUCUGGACAAUACAACGCUGUCUACUUCCAUCCGAGUACCUUCCACUGUGCCCGGCUGGCCGUGGGGGCUGUGUUGCAGCUGGUGGACGCCGUGCUGACGGGGGCUGUGCACAACGGGCUCGCCCUGGUGAGACCUCCUGGGCAUCACAGCCAGAGAGCCGCUGCCAAUGGAUUCUGCGUGUUCAACAAUGUGGCCAUAGCCGCCAAAUACGCCAAGCAGAGACACGGGCUGCACAGGAUCCUCAUUGUCGACUGGGAUGUCCACCACGGUCAGGGCAUCCAGUAUAUCUUUGAGGAUGACCCCAGCGUCCUUUACUUUUCCUGGCACCGCUAUGAGCAUGGGCACUUUUGGCCCUACCUUCGAGAAUCGGAUGCAGAUGCUGUUGGGCAGGGGCAGGGCCGUGGCUUCACUGUCAACCUGCCCUGGAAUCAGGUUGGGAUGGGAAAUGCUGACUACGUGGCCGCCUUCCUCCAUGUGCUGCUCCCCGUGGCCUUUGAGUUUGACCCUGAGCUGGUGCUCAUCUCAGCAGGAUUUGACUCUGCGAUCGGGGAUCCGGAGGGGCAGAUGCGGGCCACGCCGGAGUGCUUCUCCCACCUCACACAGCUGCUGCAGGUGCUGGCCGGCGGCCGAGUCUGUGCUGUGCUGGAGGGAGGCUACCACCUGGAGUCGCUGUCCCAGUCCGUGUGCAUGGUGGUGAAGGCGCUGCUGGGUGACCCUGCCUUGCCCCUGUCGGGGCCCAUGGAGCCUCAUCACAGUGCCCUGGAAUCCAUCCAGAGUGUCCGGGCUGCCCAGGCCCCUCAUUGGAAGAGCCUCCGGCAGCAAGGGUCGACCCCCAUACUGAAUCCCAGCACCUACUCCCUGGAGCGGAGAGCCUCACCUGUAUCUCCCGGGGCACCCAAAUUCAAGGCAGCAGAGGCGCAGGCCUCGGCCGCACUGAGUUCCCUCCUAGACCAGCUGCACCUCAACCCCACACUGCCUGUCCGCACGGCUGUUGCCCUGACUGCACUGGAUGCCGCUCUGGUCCUACCCGCCGACGUCCUCCGUCAGGAGGGGUCAGCCCCACAGGAGGAGACACGGGCCUGGGCCAGGCUACACGAGGCCCUGGCCCAGGACAAGGCUCUCACUGCACUUGGGAAGGUCCUGCACCUCUUGAAUGGGAUCCUGGAUGGGCAGGUGAGCAGUGGCAUUGCAGCAACCCCGGAGCCCGCCUUGGCUCCCACCCUGGAUGUGGUCAUUGGGCGCAGCUUGUCCCACGGAGCGCGGAGGCUUCUCUGUGUGGCUGUGGGACAGCUGGAUCGGCCCACAGACCUUGCCGACGACGGGAGGAACCUGUGGCUGAACAUCAGAGGCAAGGAAGCGGUUGCCCCAUCCAAAUUCCAGGUCUCCGUGCCACUGCCAGGGACUACUGGUGGGUUCGUGAGCUGUGUUCUGGCCCUUGUGCUGCCCCUGGCCUAUGGCUUCCAGCCUGACCUCGUGUUGGUGGCGCUGGGGCCAGCCCACGGCCUGCAGGUCCCCCAAGCCACACUCCUGGCUUCUCUGCUGCGGGGGCCGGCGGGGGGCCGAGUCUUGGUCCUGCUGGAGCAGGGAUCCACAUCCCAGCUUGCAGGGGUCCUGGCCCGGGUGUUGCAGGGAGAGGCGCCCCCCAGCCUGGGUCCCUUCUCCGUGGCCUCCCCAGAGGACACACAGGCCCUGAUAUACCUGAGAGGGCAGCUGAAAGCAGAGUGGAAGAUGCUGCAGGUGGCCGCUCCUCAAGUGCCGUGACCGGGCAGCUUGAAAUCUGCCAGGGUGGGAGUCUUUGCACUCCAGAGGUGACACCACAGACUAGUCCCCCAAGAACCAGCUUUAAACACUCACGUGUGCACCACUUCCUGAGGCCUCUGUCCUGAUGGCCAGGCUACAGAGCUGUCUGGGGCUCUGGCUCAGGGACACUAUGUCCACGGCCGUGACCGGGAGCCCCCCCCCCCCCCGCCUCCAGUGGUCUGCCUCUGCACAGAUGGUUCCAUCCUCACUUCCUGCACGCCUCUUAACCUCAAAAAAUAAAAGUCGUUUUACCAGCAAAAA